AGCAUGGUCUCUUCCUUUCAGACGCUAGCAGCAUAGCUGGGGAAGCAGCCUGAACAUAAGAAGACAACGCAACUGUGUCUUCAGUUACAUGGUGCAUACUAUUGCCACGGCAGUGAAGUUUCUGCAGAAUUCUCGGGUCCGCCAUAGCCCACUUGCAACCAGGAGAGCAUUCCUUAAGAAGAAAGGGCUGACGGAUGAAGAGAUUGAUUUGGCUUUCCAGCAGUCGGGCACGGCUGCCGAUGAGCCUGCGUCCUUGGGCCCAGCCACACAGGUGGUGCCUGUCCAGCCCCCUCACCUCAUUGCGCAGCCAUAUAGUCCUGCGGGUUCCCGGUGGAGAGAUUACAGCGCCUUGGCCAUCAUCAUGGCAGGGAUAGCGUUUGGCUUUCACCAGCUCUACAAGAAGUACCUGCUACCCCUCGUCAUGGGCGGCCGGGAGGAUAGGAAGCAACUGGAGAGGAUGGAGGCGAGUCUCUCAGAGCUGAGUGGCAGCGUGGCACAGACAGUGACUCAGUUACAGAUGACUUUAGCCUCUGUCCAGGAGCUGCUGAUUCAGCAGCAGCAGAAAGUCCAGGAACUCGCCCACGAACUGGCCACAGCCAAGGCCACCACUUCCACCAACUGGAUCCUGGAGUCCCAGAACAUCAGCGAACUCAAGUCGGAAAUUAACUCCUUGAAAGGGCUUCUUUUAAAUAGGAGGCAGUUCCCCCCUUCCCCGUCGGCCCCGAAGAUCCCCUCCUGGCAGAUCCCGGUCAAGUCCCCGUCACCCUCCAGCCCCGCGGCCGUGAACCACCACAGCAGCAGUGACAUCUCGCCCGUCAGCAACGAGUCCACGUCGUCCUCGCCCGUGAAGGAGGGCCACAGCCCCGAGGGCUCCACGGCCACGUACCACCUGCUGGGCCCCCAGGAGGAGGGCGAGGGGGUGGUGGACGUCAAGGACCAGGUGCGGAUGGAGGUGCAGGGCGAGGAGGAGAAGAGGGAGGACGAGGAGGACGAGGAGGACGAGGACGUGAGCCGCGUGGACGAGGAGGGCUGCCUGGGGGUGCAGAGGGAGGACCGCCGGGGCGGGGACGGGCAGAUCAACGAGCAGGUGGAGAAGCUGCGGCGGCCCGAGGGCGCCAGCAACGAGAGCGAGCGAGACUAGGCGGCCGGCCGGCCGGGGUGGUGGUCCAGGUGCAGGGCGUGGCCUGGGGCCGGGCGGGGGCAGGGCUGCCGCAGCCUCGCCGGCCUGGGCGGCGUCAGGGCCGAAGCCUGUCCACCCCGCCCGCCGCAGACAGACAGGCCUCUGACCUUGUUCUCAUGUCAGGCCGAGGGCUCCGAACUCUCCGGGCUCAAGCCCCCCCAGCCCCCUCCCAGACAGACGUCCCGUCCAGGGGUGUCUGCUGGGCGUCUUAGCCAGCCUAACGCCGUGCAUGACAAGAGGUAGUUUUAUUACCUGACUCCUGACCCUCUAGAGGAGGAGCCGCGGGGCCUGGCGUCUGCCGUCCCUUCCCUCUGCCCCGGCUCCCUCACUGCUUCUCGCCAGUGACCAAGGGGGCCGCGCUCUCGUGAUCCCAAAAGCAGCGGCCCUGUGCUCCCCUCUGGGCGAGGGCCCCCUGGGCCCCCCAGCCAGUCCCUGCCCAGACGAUGCCACCCUUGUGCACCCGUCACAGCCGCAGCCCGGUCGUCUGCCACCCACGACAUCACGCUGCUCCCGACCAUUCGCUUGCCGCAUCGUGGCUCAGCUACUGCCGUGGCGAGUUGUGGUCCCACCUCCACUAGGAGCCAGGCACAGGGCCUUCCUGUCUGUCCCCUGCCCCGCCCUGCCCCCCAAACACGUGUUCUUUUGUGUGAUCAGGUAUAGGUUUCAGAAUAUAAGAUACGACUGUAUAUAAUUGUAAUAAAUAUGAGUUGCCACUAUUUAA
Messenger RNA from Eubalaena glacialis (North Atlantic right whale), 1901 nucleotides. It is a transcript of the gene PEX14, whose product is annotated as peroxisomal biogenesis factor 14. NCBI's taxonomy places the organism in Eukaryota, Metazoa, Chordata, Mammalia, Artiodactyla, Balaenidae. Gene Ontology annotation, biological process: protein import into peroxisome matrix, docking. The record is from RefSeq and is a predicted model, not a curated record. The transcript is spliced from 8 exons. Bases 89 to 1141 code for a protein of 350 amino acids. Gene Ontology annotation, molecular function: signaling receptor binding. Gene Ontology annotation, cellular component: peroxisomal importomer complex; peroxisomal membrane.